Cyprinus carpio (common carp) is the source of this 4045-nucleotide messenger RNA. RefSeq names its product mis18-binding protein 1-like. The transcript is spliced from 18 exons. The coding region runs from base 219 to 3608 and encodes 1129 amino acids. The record is from RefSeq and is a predicted model, not a curated record. NCBI's taxonomy places the organism in Eukaryota, Metazoa, Chordata, Actinopteri, Cypriniformes, Cyprinidae.
AAUUCUUUGAAAUGAACUGUCCGACAGAACCGAGUCACUGAAAUUAACCACUCACUUCCUAGUAGUGUUAUUGGCGGAAGUGACGCAGUCCUUACGCGACGCGAGACGUUAGCCGCGCUUUAUCCGGGAAAAUUCAAACUAGUUUACAUGGAUUUUGAUGAGAACAUGGACCACUGUGGGGCUGUAAACAUUUAGUCUGUCUUUCCUCUAAUACAAUAAUGUAUCAUCCACUACAAGACUAUUUCAUCGCUCCUGAAGCCCCUGAGCAUGGUGACAUGAUCACACCAGUCAAAAUCAUACCUAAAGCAGCUCACGAUUGGACAACUGGGUCAGGCAGAAAGAUUUCAAACCGAGAUGUGUUGGUGAUGAACUCCACUGCACAGAAUGCUGAAGAAAAUAGCUCAAAUAUCCCCUGUGAGAUCAGCAGCAUCAAUGCCACGGUGGAGGUCGCCCCUCAAGACAAAGCUGACCUGAUGCUGAAGAGAUGCACUGAGACGCCAGCAAAGAUUUUUGCAAGAAUGAAGGCAAAAGUUCAGAGACAAAACUCUGCAGGGUAUGGGGGAGCCUCUGAUCAUGUUGGAAACCAAGAGAUUUGUGGCAGUACCCCCUCGAACCCUGUAACGCAGUACUCACAAAUGAAUAACACAAGCCAGGAGACAUAUGUGUUAGCCCUCUCUCCUCCACAGUCACCAGGAGGAGAUGCACAGCCUGGAGAAACAGAUUUACCACAAGAUAGUAAUUCCAUCAAUCUUCAUAAAGUACCUGGAACACAACAUGAAACCUUUAAUAUGGAAUCAGACUCAUUUAUUAAGCAAUCUGUUUUACUUGAGAACAUACCUGAGGAGAUGAAAGCAAGGCAAAAGCAAAUGCCGGAGAUUCUUUCUAAAAGAAACAGACAGCCUUGUGUGCUGUGGGAUGAAGUGGUUCCUGAUGAGACAUUAGCCCAGCUUCCACGGAACCCCAUCACUUAUAUCAGCAGUUCAAGGGACAGAAAUAGAGGUGGUGGUGUUUUUGGUAAGAGGAGCAUUUCCGUAGAAAAGGAAAAUAAAGGAGACCUCCAAAUAGACACGUCCCAUAGUCCUGAGUCUGAUCUGAUUGAUCAGUCGGAGUGCACAGAAGUGGUCCCUGGACUCCCUCAGCCCCCUCAUUAUCUCCUGGAGGAUCCUCUACUGCAGCUCUCUCCUCGGGUGUUGAUCCCACGAAAGAAAGCGUCUGUGUUUCAGUCAAAUCAGCAAGCUAGACAAGCAGACGUAGCUCUAGAUGAGGAAACAAAUGCGAGAGGGAUUCAUUUAAGACACUGGGUUUUGAAACUGCUCAACAAAGACCUUGUUGUUGAUGGUAUUCGCGUAGAUACUAUGAUACCUUGGCACAGCAGUUUUAUCAUUGAAAGAAUCUCAAGUAAUGUUCUCAAGACGUCAUCUGGAAGAACCUACGUCCUCAUUGGGAAAAUGGCCAAACAUCCCAAUUCAUCAUUUCCAUCAUGGUUUUUGAAGAAAUUUCUCUUUGGGUUCCCAAAAAUGUGGAAGGAGUACCUGGAUCAGUUUUUGAGUUGUCAUAUGGGAUCACAAAAAAAUCAGGAUGACAGUGUGAAACCUUCCAAAUCUAAAAAUCAACAGGCCUCUAAAAACUCAACAUUCAAGCAUUCCAAAAUUCAGAGCGUUGUAACCUCUCCCAUCACUCCCACUGACAGCGUUCAGCAGGGCAGUGCAAAAGUUUCCCGCAGCGGCCGACUCAUCAAACCUCCACUGGAAUACUGGAAAGGAGGGAGGAUUGUUAUGGACUCUGACAUGAAUGUCACUGUUCAUGAGGACUACUCUACCUCAAUGCUGUCCACGCCAAAGAAGCCAGUAAGUAUGGCAACAUCACAAAUCACAGAGGAACAAUCAUCCAGGCCUGAAACUCUGGGAAGAGGGAGGCGUAACGCAUCUAGCAGUGAAGAUGAAUUGUCAGUACCACUGAGGAGGAUCAAACAUCGUUCCAACCCCCAAAGAAAGGUCCAGAGCAAUCCACCGCUAAUUGAGAGCAUAACACUAAAUAAACCUCCUAGAGCUCAGAAAGGACCCCUGGUUAUGGCCCUCAGCUCUAACUUGGGUCAUGGCAUGAAACAAAAAGCUAGUCGACCUCAAAGAGCCUCUCUGAGAAAGCAACAGUCAAGAGGAGAGGAAAUCGCUAUGUGUUCAGAGUCAGAAAUGAUGGAAAACACAAAGGUUGAUUCAGUGAAUGGUCAUUUUUCACCUAGGGAUGGAUCAGUGUCGUAUGAUGAGAAGGAAACAGGCUCUGAGAAGGAUCUAAGGACAAAGCACAAUAACAAGUCUUCCCAAAAGCAAAUUCAGGAUGAACCACAACCCAUACUACACGACAGUUCCUUACGCCGAAGCGCUCGGAUAUACUCCAAAGCACAGUACUCUACUGACUCAAACAGCUCAUUUGCAUCUCCAGACCCUCCAAAAAGGCAAAGAGGAAAAGGGUCCACAGACCAUAAACCGCUAACAAAACAUAAGACUGAGAAAAACUCUACCAGUCAUAAGGAACAAAAUCAACAGGACUCAGUGAGAGUUUUACGUAGACCAAAAAAGACCUCUCAGAGAAAUUCUAUUGAUUUUCCCACUGAUGAUGAUAAUGAAGAGAGAAGGCGACACGACAAGAAGCCUGCAUGUACGUUAUUGUUGAAGAGGACAAGACAAAGGAAAGCUAAAUCUGAACUUAAAACAAAGGGACACCUUGCGUCCUCAGAGGACAUGCAUUCUGAGCACUCAGAGGGUGAGGAAAGUGUUCAACACGCUGCUUCAAAUAACAGAAGAUCAAAGAAAUCUGAAACAGGAAAAGCAAACACUAGAAGCAAAAAGCCACACACAGAAAACAGAAAUAUGAAUGAACAAGAUGAGCUAUUGGAUGGAAAUUGGACUGAAGAAGAGUUACAAAAACUGCACGAGGCUGUCAACUCAUUGCCCAAGCACAAGAGUGGUUACUGGGCAAAAGUUGCGUAUAUUGUCAGCACUCGUUCGGCUGAAGAGUGUCAGGAACAGUAUAAUUCCAAUCAGAAGACCAACAAAAGACCCAGAAAAAGAGCUCAGAAAGCAGCAGCAACUGAUGAGCCAGGAAAGGAAAUAGUUGAAAUAACUGCUAAAGCCGGAACACUUAAAAGGAGACAGCAGAUGAGGCAUUUCUUGGACCACAUGCCCAAAGAUAACCAUGAUGACGUUUUUGCCAACUCACCAAUGCACAAUAAACAAAUCAAGUUGCCUGUGUUCGCUGCAAAUAGAGAUGAAGAUUUCAGCCUGCUUCAGAACCCUCAGACGCCGAGUUCUAGCAUUUCUACUGCUGCUAAAACCCCUCAGUGUCUGCACAUCAGCCCAGGAAUGCUGGGAUCCAUCAACAAGAAUAACAUGGACAAGUACAUUUACCAUCUUCAGAAGGGACGGAAACGGGGAAAAAAGGCUCCCCCAAUGGACAAGCAUACACCAACUCCAGUAGUAAAGAAGACGCUUAAGAGAUGUGUUGCUGAAGAUGAAGACUUUGUGGUGUGGAACAUGCUGUCAGAUAAAGACAUCCCAUCCAGAGAUGAUGACAGUGACGAGGAGGAUGAUUAUUUUAUGGACUACUGCUGAGUUUCACUAAAUUUCAGUGCUGUUAAUCACAUUAUUUUACAAUAUUUUAGCUUCCACUUUUCCAGUUGUUUUUAAGUGUGUUUUGGUUUGUCAAACACCAGUGCUCAUGAAACAUUUGCUAGCUCUAGCUUACAAAACAUCUCAAAUGAAGAUUUGUAAUUUGCCUUGUUUGGCCAGUUGUUCUACAAUGCAGUGUUUAUCAGUGAGUUGUAUAUAUAUAUUUUUUUUAAUCUGAAGUUCAAAUCUGUAGAUGUUAUACCAUAAUUCUGAUGAAAGAGGCUAAACUCAGCUCGGUAUAAAGAAAUGCAAAAGAAACAAGUUCUAAAUUCCUCUGGUGUGAAAGCAACAAGUUGAAAAUGCCACAUUUUAGAUUAUUUUAUUUGAUUAUAUUGUAAAUAAAUAUAUAAGCAAACACAAUGUAUGAACAAAUAAAAAUG